AUGACUGUGGUACAGCUACUGUUGUUCGGGGGUUUGUGGGGCGCUGUGAGAUCGUCUGAUCUGGCUGUAGUUACAUGUGGUUCUGUGGUCAAGCUACUCAAUACGCGCCACAACGUCCGGCUGCACUCACAUGACGUGCGCUAUGGGUCAGGUAGUGGCCAGCAGUCAGUGACAGGUGUCACCUCUGUGGAUGACAGCAACAGUUACUGGAGGAUACGUGGGAAGACAGCCACAGUGUGUGAAAGAGGAACUCCUGUCAAGUGUGGCCAACCGAUUCGGUUGACACAUGUCAACACUGGUAGAAACCUUCAUAGUCACCACUUCACCUCACCUCUUUCUGGAAACCAGGAAGUUAGUGCUUUUGGUGAAGAAGGUGAAGGUGAUUAUCUGGAUGACUGGACAGUUCUCUGUAAUGGACCUUACUGGGUAAGGGAUGGUGAAGUGCGGUUCAAACACUCGUCCACCGAGGUACUACUCUCUGUCACUGGAGAACAGUAUGGUCGACCCAUCAGUGGGCAGAAAGAGGUACAUGGCAUGUCCCAGCCGAGCCAGAACAACUACUGGAAAACCAUGGAAGGCAUAUUCAUGAAGCCCAGUGAGUUGCUGAAGACAGAGGCACACCACGCAGAACUCUGA
Chrysochloris asiatica (Cape golden mole) is the source of this 636-nucleotide messenger RNA. RefSeq names its product stromal cell-derived factor 2 (gene SDF2). The transcript is spliced from 3 exons. The record is from RefSeq and is a predicted model, not a curated record. Lineage: Eukaryota; Metazoa; Chordata; Mammalia; Afrosoricida; Chrysochloridae. Bases 1 to 636 code for a protein of 211 amino acids.